Messenger RNA from Prunus persica (peach), 1047 nucleotides. RefSeq lists its product as uncharacterized. The record is from RefSeq and is a predicted model, not a curated record. Bases 297 to 842 code for a protein of 181 amino acids. NCBI's taxonomy places the organism in Eukaryota, Viridiplantae, Streptophyta, Magnoliopsida, Rosales, Rosaceae. The transcript is spliced from 3 exons.
AGGGAAGAAAAAAAAGAACAAGGGCUAAACAGGAAACAAAACAAACCACAACACAUUUAAAUUGCUGUAUACAAUUUUAGAGAAAAAAUAAUAAUGAUAAAAGAAUAAAAACAUUUAAUACGUGCAUUAUGCCUAUUAAAGACGUCAGAUGCGUGCAUUGGGGUCUAAAUAAAAAGAAAAGGAAAAAAAACAAAAAACAAAAGCCCUGUCCACGCCUAUAUAAGCAAGCACCCAUCUUUUUAAUCUCAGUAAUUACAAUCUCAUCUCUACGCCAAGCCUAACCCUAAAAUCCCCACAUGGCGCUUGAUAACAACUGCUCUGCAAAGGACGACGGCGGCGGGGGAAAGGACCUUUCCCCGCAAGAGAGGGUCGGCUAUGACACCGAUGAGUCGCUUUGGAAUUCAAUUUUGAAGUCAAGGGAAAACAAGUCUAAACCACCAAUGACUGCAGAGCAAAGGAGGUUUGAAGAUCUUAUGACUUAUUUUGUUAACAACGUGUCACCGAAUGUUGACUUUUUGAAGGCCCCGGACCCUCCUAUACCCGCCGGUGAAUGUAGGUAUUGUUUAAAGGUGGAUGAUCACAUUACACAACUGUGCCCCUACAAGUAUGAUGUCCCAAAGAAUGCAAUUCUUGGCAAGGGCUGUUCGGUUCAGUGUGUUGUCUGCGGAUGUAGGUUUAGAGACUCAUGUUGUGCCAAAUGCGGCCAUACCCGUGGACGUGCAAUCCUCAUGGAUUGUAGAAUCUGUGGGAAGUCAUAUGACCACUGGCCUGAUAUGUGCCCGCAACGCGAUUUGAAUUCUUCUUUUACGUGCGACCCUUAUACUGGUUAUAUUUCUUUCUAGACUUGUACUCCGAAAGAGUAGAGAAUAGAGAAUGAAUUGUACUCUAGAGUUAAGCAAAAGAGAAAGGAGUGCUUUUUUAUGUUGUUUGCCAAAAAUGGGGCAUGUUUUUGUUUAGCCAUGCAUCCUAUCAUUUAGAUGCCUACAACUUGUAUUGUUUUUAUCGCAAAUGAAUUGCAAUUUGCAGUGUCAUUGUCUAUUAUAUUCU